Molecule: messenger RNA, 1479 nt
Organism: Exophiala aquamarina CBS 119918
Lineage: Eukaryota; Fungi; Ascomycota; Eurotiomycetes; Chaetothyriales; Herpotrichiellaceae
Exons: 1
Coding region: 1-1479 (492 amino acids)
Biological process (GO): tRNA 3'-terminal CCA addition
Molecular function (GO): ATP:3'-cytidine-cytidine-tRNA adenylyltransferase activity; RNA binding
Source: RefSeq, a predicted model, not a curated record
AUGGCGUCAGUUUCUCUUUCCUUAACACCAGCGGAGAAGUUGUUUCGACAAUGUCUCCUCGAAUGUCGGAAUGAGAUGCAAGAUAUUCCUGGCAUGAAAAAUUUGGUCCUGCGUUUCACUGGAGGUUGGGUUCGAGACAAGCUUCUAGGUGUUCAAAGUCAUGACAUUGAUGUCGCUUUGAGCAGCAUGACUGGUUGGCAAUUCGGUCAAGCGAUGCAAGUUUUCAUGGAGAAGCAUGGACAGAAAUAUGAAGACGAAGCCAGUCAGCAAGGCUUCGCAGCUGCUCUGAAGAACUUGCAUAAAAUCGCCGCGAAUCCCGAGAAGUCGAAGCAUCUUGAGACUAUCACUACAAAGAUGUUUGGGAUCGACGUCGAUUUUGUGAAUCUGAGGAAGGAAGUUUAUAACGAGGACAGCCGGAAUCCGCAGAUGGAAUUCGGUACAGCUGAAGAAGAUGCGGUGCGAAGAGAUGCUACCGUGAAUGCACUAUUCUAUAAUUUGGACACACAGGCUGUUGAGGACUUCACAAAGAGAGGGUUCGAAGAUAUGGACAAAAAGAUCAUUCGAACCCCUCUGGAGCCAUACCAAACUUUCAAGGACGACCCUCUUCGAGUGUUGCGACUCAUUCGAUUCGCUUGUCGCCUCGGCUACGAGAUCGACCCGGCGUCCCGAGAAUCAAUGAAGGAUAAAACUAUACACGAAGCAUUGAGACUUAAAAUCAGCCGGGAACGCGUAGGAGUCGAAAUUGACAAGAUCGUGAGGGGACCAGACCCGUACACUGGCUUGAAGUACAUCAUUGACUUCGAUUUAUUCACUACAGUCUUUGCCGAUCCCACAAGCACGGACAACCUAGACGCAAGCGUAGCUCUUGCAGCCUAUGACGGUCUGAAAAAGAUCUUAGAUGAGAGAUCAUCGAUCUGUCUAGCGCUGAAACCAAAGGACAACGCGAAAUUAAGCUGGUUUCUUGCCACUUACACGCCAUGGGUCGACUCAGCGCAGAAAGCCUAUGAUGCAUCUCGAACUGGGAUCAAAGCCACCAACGCUGAGAGCAAGAUCCUGAAAGAUGCCAUUGACCUCCGAUCAGCCAUAAAGGAAGUUGUCGAUCUCGCGAAUGAAGGAACUGCCAAACGUUCAGAUGUCGGCAUGCUCAUUCGAAAAUGCAAGGAGGCUUGGAGGGCACAUAUCCUAUACUCCCUGCUCUGCGACCUGGCCUGUGACAUUAAAAACUUCACAUCAAUUGCAGACCGCUACCAACGAUUGCUUAUCUUCAUCGAAGAGAAGUCGCUUGAAGAUGCGCACAAGAUUCUUCCAAUAUUGAAAGGCAAUGAGAUUCACGCUGUAAUGGGCGGUCCAAAAAAUCGACAAUGGAUGGGCCGAGCUGUGGAUAUGCUUGCUGAAUGGCAGUUCGAUGCUGUCGAGCCUACGACAGAUCAAGCUAUCGAGAUGAUAUCUAGCAAGAAAUCAGAACUUGGGUUGACCUGA